CUUUUAUCUUCUUUUUUUCAAAAAUAUGUCGAACUACCAUGAUGAUUUCUAUGACAGACCUUCUGCUCCUCCAGCAGCAGUAGCAUCGACACCACCUCCUUUACCCCACCAUAUUGAUACUGGUAGAGAAUCGACAGAUCAAUAUGCCAUGAAAGAAAUCCCGGUCAAUUCGCCAUCACCUUAUCCUGUAUAUAACAAUAAUACAGCCUACAACAACCAUAGCAACGGAUCUACUCCAGUUCCCUCUCAAACUCGUUAUAAUGACCCACACAGAUCUUCCAUGUCGGACAUGAAAUUUAUUGAUCAUUACGAUUCUGACGAUGAUUUAGAAAAGAUCAUCCCUCGUGAAAAGAAACGUCGUUCUUGUAUGGACAAAGCCUGUUGUGGAUGCUGUACUUGUUGUCCUAAGUGGUUGCGCUGGUGUAGUUGUAUAUUUUUGAUUAUUAUUUUAAUUAUUGUCAUUAUUGUCGGUGUAUUAGCGGCUUUAUUUAAAGUUCCCAAGAUUGACUUUACCGGUCUCAAGCAAGAUCCUGCUGUCUCCAAUGUAAAUAAUGUUCUCACUAUGACGUUCGAUGUAGGUAUUACAGUAGACAACCCGAAUUUUGAGAGUAUUACAUUCGAGAUUAUAAAGGCAGACGCUUACUACCCUGCUCCUUACAAUGUUUAUGUUGGUGGUGGCAACGUUACUAAUCUUCAUAUCAAUUCAAACGGCAUCACUGACAUUGUGUUUCCAUUUGCUGUUCGCAUCGACUCACAAGAUCCCCAGCAACAAGGUGUUAUUAUGGAUUUAGUUACGCGUUGUGGUUUGGAUGGAAGUACGCCAGAGAACAUUAAAUUCGAUUAUUACGUUUAUCCAACAGUUCGUAUUGCGGGUAUUGCGAUCACACCAAAGAUAUCUCAAUCCUUAAGUAUCCCAUGUCCAUUAAAGGUAAAGUGUUAUUGUAUGAUUUUUUAAUAAAAUACUAACUAUUAUCUAAUAGAGUGGUGACUUAAGUUCUAUAUUUGGCUCAUCCUUAGCAUAGGUCUUAUCACGUUGUAAAUGCACUAAGCAGACAAAAUAAUGACUUGUUUUAUAAAUGUAAUAUUAAUGUAAAAAUAAAUAAAUAUGUUACCCUUUUCAAUAUUGCAUCGA
Molecule: messenger RNA, 1132 nt
Organism: Mucor mucedo
Lineage: Eukaryota; Fungi; Mucoromycota; Mucoromycetes; Mucorales; Mucoraceae
Exons: 2
Coding region: 26-955 (309 amino acids)
Source: RefSeq, a predicted model, not a curated record